Molecule: messenger RNA, 2344 nt
Organism: Jatropha curcas
Lineage: Eukaryota; Viridiplantae; Streptophyta; Magnoliopsida; Malpighiales; Euphorbiaceae
Product: Phototropic-responsive NPH3 family protein
Molecular function (GO): protein binding
Source: RefSeq, a predicted model, not a curated record
AAAAGGAAGGAGAUAUGGUCUAAAGAUGUACAAAUAGCCACUAGACGUGCUUCUUUCUCUCCUUUCACUUGUUGCUUUAGACUCGCUAUCCCUCUCUCUCUUACAAUGCGAGGAGAAUGCUUUUCUAUUUGGACAAUUUUUUCUUUUCUUUCUCUUUUGUUUGUUUAACUUCAUAUUCUUGCUGCUUUCUUCAUACGUCCUUUUCCUUCAUGGUUUUAAUUUUAUCCAUUUGACUAUUCUGCUAAUUACAUGGCUCUUAUGAGGUUGGGCUCUAAAUCUGAAGCCUUUCAUCGGGAAGGCCAAACCUGGUUUUGCACAACUGGGCUUCAAAGUGAUAUUAACAUUGAGAUUGGAGAAAUGUCCUUCAAUCUCCACAAGGUGCAUUUAUUUGUCUGUUGAAAUUUCCCAUUGCUUUCGAGAAGUGGGUUAUUGGCCAAGCUUAUUGAAGAAAAUUCCGGAGAGAAUGGUUCAACUUGUGUCUUGAAACUGGAUGACAUACCAGGUGGUGCUAAAGCAUUUGAGCUCAUUAGUAAAUUCUGCUAUGGUGUGAAAUUAGAGCUUACUGCUCUAAAUGUCGUUUACCUUAGAUGUGCAGCAGAGUACCUUGAAAUGACUGAAGAUUAUGGAGAAGGAAAUCUCAUACCGCAAACGGAGGCUUUUCUUAAUGAAGUAUUUGGCAGUUGGAAAGACUCUUUAAAAGCUCUUGAAACUUGUGAAGAAGUUGUACCUUAUGCAGAAGAAAUUCACAUCGUCUCAAGGUGCAUCGAUUCUUUGGCAAUGAAGGCUUGUGCGGACCCCAAACUACUUAAUGCGACUUUGUUAGGACAGAAUGAGACGAAUGGAGUAAUGGUAUGGAAUGGAAUAUCUGUUGCAACUAAGCCAGAAACUUUAUGCAAUGAUUGGUGGUUUGAAGAUAUCUCAUUGCUUAAUUUACCUUUAUUUAAACGAUUGAUUUUAGCUAUUGAAUCGAAGGGAAUGAAGCCUGAAAUUAUUGCUGCAUCUCUUAUACAUUAUGCUAACAAGUAUCUCCCUUUGAUGAAUAAUAAGCAAUCAAGCAUCAAUGACAUGAAUCGAGUUUCCUUCCCUUCUGAGGCUGACCAAAAGGCUCUUCUUGAGGAAAUUGUAACUUUACUCCCUGAUAAGAAAGGAGCCACUUCCCCUAAGGUUUUGCUCAGGCUACUUGGCAAUGCUGUGGUCUUACAUGCUAGUACAUCAUGCAGGGAAAAUUUGGAGAAAAGGAUAGGAGCUCAGUUGGAUGAAGCUGUACUUGUUGAUCUUCUUAUACCAAAUGUGGGUUACUCGGUAGAGACCCUUUAUGAUAUUGAUUGUGUUCAAAGGAUUCUUGAUCAUUUCAUGUCAUUGCAUCAAGAAACAACUUUAUCAAAUUCCCCUUGCAUAGUUGAAGAGGGCCAGUUUCUAGUCGGGACUGACACGAUAACUCCAGUAACUAUGGUGGCAAGUCUAGUAGAUGGAUUUCUUGCUGAGGUAGCACCGGAUGUUAAUUUGAAGCUUUCGAAGUUUCAACUGCUUGCUGCUACUAUCCCUGAUUAUGCCAGGCCACUUGAUGAUGGCCUUUAUCGUGCUAUUGAUGUAUAUCUAAAGGCACAUCCUUGGCUUACAGAUUUAGAAAGGGAGCAACUUUGUAGACUAAUGAACUGCCAAAAGCUCUCACUAGAAGCUAGCACUCAUGCUGCACAGAAUGAGAGGCUACCUCUUAGAGUAAUUGUCCAAGUUCUUUUCUUUGAACAACUUCGCCUUCGUACAUCAAUUUCUGCUUGGUUCUUUGUGUCAGAGAAUCUAACAAAUUCACAAAAUCACAAUGGAAACCUUGCAUCUCCUAGAAAGGAUGUUUCUUGUCCAGAGGACUGUCCACAAGAUCAUACUAUGAGUGUUGAUAUGAAGGAGCAGAUUUCUGACUCUGAGCUUGAAAAAGAAUGUUCAAACAUGAAUCAAGAAUUUCAGAAGCUUGAGAAAACUAAAAGAAAAUGGAAAAUAUUUUCCAAGAAAUUCAGUUUUAGACAGCCCUGCAAUUCCAAAAAAUCAUGUGAUUUGAAGGAACCAGAAUCAUCUACCAAUGGCCAACAGAAUCAUGAAGAUGGUGAUAUGCCUCAAUAGAAUUUUCAAAUCCAAACUAACUGGAAAAUUAUAACUGUUUAUAUUUGAAUACCACAUAUAUAGACUUGAAUGAUCAUAUUCUUGUAUUGUUUAGGAGUUUGGUUUGGUAGUUCAACUCUUUUAAUGUUAGUUCAUUAACUAGCCGAGCAUAUAGUUUCAAGAUUUAAUUUGAUUCUUUUGUACUUGGUACUUAUCAGAGAAAUUAAUAAAACAGACUAAUUUUUUUAUA